Messenger RNA from Adineta steineri, 924 nucleotides. The record is from the annotation of a GenBank genome assembly. NCBI's taxonomy places the organism in Eukaryota, Metazoa, Rotifera, Eurotatoria, Adinetida, Adinetidae.
AUGGGUCUAAAUUCAACUAAAUCUGCAUUAACAAAUGCCGAAUAUUCUCUAACACUUUCAUCACCAAAUGAUUUUUAUCGUAAUUUAUCAACAAUUCAAGGUGAAUUUCAUUUAAAUGUUCGGUCAAAAUUACGUAUUGAAAAAGAAAUUCGUAUUGAUUUAAUUGGACAAUUACUUGAAAAUAAAAAAUAUGCAUCACGUUCGAAUAGAAAUUCUUCUCAAUUCAAUAAUACACCUAAUAAUAAUAAUAAUAUUUUUUUAACAUAUUCAUGUUCACUUAUAACAUCACAUGAAAAUGGUACAGCACGAACAAUAAAACAUCAACAAGUUAAUUAUCCAUUUCGUAUACCACUUGGAUCGAAUUUACCACCAUCAUGCGAAUUUAAAGAAUUUUGUGUUGUUUAUUAUUUAGAAAUCUAUCAUGAUGGACGUUUAUUACCAAAUACACAUAAAAGAAUUACAAUAGCACCACAAACACCACAAAUUAUUGUGCCAUUACCGUGUAAAGUAACAGGUUCUGGUGAUGUCACAAUGAUCUGUAGUUUACCAAAAUCAUUUUAUUCCGGACGAGAUUGUCCAGUAGUACCAAUGUCAAUGUCAAUCACAAAUCCAAAACAAAAACAAAUCAAAGCAGUCACAGCACAAUUAAUGCAAACUGUUUCAUUAAAUGGAAUAAAACGUGAAAAUGAAAUUUUUACAGCUCUUCUUAAUGAAAUAGCAGAAAAUACGAAAGAAAAUGAAGUUAAUACAAAGUGUGAAUUAGUUUUGCCAGCUAAUCUAUCCCCAACAUAUGUUCCAAAUGAAACUGGUCAACCGGAUAAUGUACCAUCGAUUGCUAUAACUUAUGAAUUUCGUAUAACAGCCCAAAUGAAAGGUGCAACAACUCCUAAUAUUCGUCUAUCUGUACCUAUUGGUAUUGAGUGA